AACACCGCACCCACGAUGGACGAGCGUCGGGUGGCGGAUUACUUUGUGGUGGCCGGCAUGCCGGAGAACCCAAAGCUGCUGAAGGAGAACAUCUUCAACGAUUCGUCCCACCUGCGCUCGGCGGUCACCAUCGAUCCCAUCACCGACAUCGGCGUGUUCUUCCCAUCGCUGGGCGAGAAGAUUCCCGCCGACUACGAGGUGCUCGAGAACACACCGACCGGUCUGCUGGCAGAUCUCAACUAUGGCUCCGUCCGGACAGUGGCCUGCUUCAUCUACUACCGCCGGGGGAAGGAUAAACCGCCGCUGGUCGACAUCGGAGUCAUGUACGAAGGUGCCGAGCGGAUCAUGCCCGAUGCGGAGAUUGUCCACUACACCCCCGGCGAUCGGCUGGCCAACGUGAACAAUUCGUCGGCCAAAACAUUUCUCACGUUUCGCCGCGCCAAGAAUGACAUGCCCUGCAACGAGCUGGUCGUCACCGAUCUCUGCGUGGUCAUACCGUCCAAGGGGGAGAAACCACCGCAUGCCUUCUGCAUGAUCCACAAGACGCUCAACAAGGGCAUCAUGGGCAGCGACGUGUACCUAUGCUACAAAAAGUCAAUGAACCGUCCGAAACUGAUCAGCUACCAGCCGGAGAUUCUGCACCGGUACCCCACGGUGGACCACAACGAUUUCCCGCUAAAUCUGUGCCCCAGUGUACCAUUGUUCUGCCUCCCGAUGGGGACCACAUUGGAAGCGUGGCCGCAUGUGCCCGGGGGCGAUGGAAAAUUGAAGCGGAAGCCCAUCCAGCCUAUCUUUAGCACGUUUGUGCUAACGGUCAACGAUGGAACCUACAAAGUGUACGGUUCGGCCUUAACAUUCUACGAAGAUUUCGAUGAAAAACAGCUAAACGAACAGCAGCGGGAACUGCUCGAAUGGGGUUCGGAUUCCCACAAAACCCAUUCCCUACAUGUUAACAAAUCGAUCUGUCUGCUGUCCAGGUGGCCUUUUGGUGAUACUUUUGAAAAAUGGCUUCAAUUUUUGCACCAAGUUUCCAUCUUCGACGCUCCGCUAGAGGUUCCGAUCGAACGCUACAUUACCCAUCUGCUCGACGAAGUGCCAUUCCCGUCCCCGAGCAUCCUGCUACAGCUGUGCAACUUCAACAACGAGCGAAUUCUGCUCACCCUUCCGGAAGACUCGCCCCUUCCGCGAAGUGGAGCCGGAUUCCGCCAGCUGCUCUCCAAUCUGGGUCCGGAGAACUGCCUGCACGUGCUGCUCCUGGUGAUGACCGAACAGAAGAUCCUCAUCCACUCUCUUCGACCUGCCACGCUGACGGCCGUCGCCGAGGCUGUCUCGUCUUUUCUCUUCCCGUUUAAAUGGCAGUGUCCCUACAUUCCGCUGUGUCCACUGGGGUUGGCAGAGGUCCUGCACGCGCCACUGCCCUAUCUGAUCGGAGUGGACUCGAGGUUUUUCGAUCUGUACGAACCACCCAGUGAUGUGACCUGCGUCGAUCUGGAUACCAACACGAUCGGACUUUGCGAAUCGCAGAAACAUCUGAACACCAAGCUUCUUCCGAAACGAGCGGCUCGCGUCCUGAAACAGACCCUACGGAACCUGGAAGAACUGAGUCAAACCAGCUCGAACGAAUCAUCCAACAGUUUGGACCGUGAUUUUAAGAAAAAGCGACGCGAGCAGAACCUGGAACAACGAAUACAGGAAGCGUUUCUGCAGUUCAUGGCUUCGAUUUUGAAGGGGUACAGGGAUUACUUGGUGCCGAUUUCGCAAGCCCCGACUAGUCGAGCCACCGAUCCAGAUGCACUGUUUCAGAUGAAUGCGUUUCUACGAUCGCGAGAUAAAGCUCAUCACAAGUUCUUUCAGAUGCUCAUGAAAACGCAAAUGUUCAUCAAAUUCAUCGAGGAGCGUUCAUUCGUGUCCGACGGAGAUCACAACUUGGCCUUUUUCGAUGAGUGUGCGGAGAAAGUCAGCGCCUACGAGGAUACUCCCACCGAGAUCAAACUGAUUGAUUGGGAUUCUGGUCACGGCAGUGAGCGGACAAAGUUCAUAUUGCCUCCGGAGUGUCAACCGGGGCUAACCGAGAAGAGAUUCUUGUACGGAUCGUUCGUUUUGAACCCCAUUCUGUUGAAACAAUCCCGACGGAGCCUGCUGGUCAACGCGCUGCAGCAGCACAGUAGUUUGGCUCCCGGAUCUCCGAUGGCCCGUCGGACAAAACAUGAAAUUAAAACGGCCCAGAAGCUGGCUCGGAAGAACCAGGGCAAUCCGGAAUUGUGGGCCAAACACUUGUUGGCUGCCUGUUACUCCAUUUUUUUCAUGGUUCUUCCGAGUUUGAUCUCGGAAAAUUCCGGUCGAGAGCACACCAUUUUGAAGGCGGCCUACGACUUGCUGGCGAAAGCCUGCAAACUGAAAAUUCAGUGCGAUGAGGUCUGCUACAGGAUAAUGAUGCAGUUGUGUGGAAUGCACAAUCUCCCGGUCCUGGCCGUGCGUCUGCAUUACCUGAUGAAACGAUCCGGAAUCCAACCGAAUGCCUUAACCUACGGUUUCUACAAUCGUUGCGUGCUGGAAGCUCAGUGGCCCUCGGAUUCUAUCCUUUCCAGUCAAAUGCGCUGGAAUCGUCUUCGGAACAUCGUGAUGGGAGCUGCACAUUUCAAGCGAGCAGGCAAAAAGUUCGCCGCCCGUCGAAGGCUCUCCGCGUCCCAGGAGAAUAACCUUUGCACCCUGGAAUCCGUUGACGGAACUUCUCGCACCAGUUUGGACUCGGGGAUUUCCCAAGCGGAACACCAGUCCACCUCCGCCAUUGACUUUGCCGCCUUCGACAAACUGCGAGGGCGCUUGGGAGCGAUCGUGCGGCAAACUUCCGCCCAUCAGGAAUCAUCGGACGUGCUGUCCAGUGCCGGGUUGCUCAUAAGCGGCGAAGCCGGCCACCUAAAAAGCAACAGUCCGAAAGAUAAGCAAUCCUCAUUCAAACCGUCCUCUUCGAGUUCGUCGUGCGAUUUGAGUCCCCGGAUGUUGGCCCGGGCCGAUAGCUUCGCUGGUGAUUCCAAGUUUAUCGACAAACUGCAGAAGCAGGCCAAGGGUUUUCCAAACGGUACCGUGGUAACGGCCAACGGUGCGAUAGGGGACAGCGCCGUGACCAAGGUGAAGCGGGCAUUGGAUUUCCAGAACGAAAACGAGAACAGUUCGCAGGAGGAGCUGGCGGACGAUAAGGAUAACGCCAAGGGAAGUCCAACAAAGGUCUCGCCUCGCACACUAGUGACCCAGGACGAUCCGUUGGGUGCGUUGAAUGAUGAUGGGAACGACGAGCUGUUGGCAGUGCAACAGUCUACGGAGAAACUGUCCUUGGCGAGUGCCAAUGGAACUGGCGGUCAGAACGGAAUUCAUCACAACAAUACCAUCUACACGGAUCAGCCGAUCCUGUUCAAGGGUCAACGAUCCGCAACGUUCGACGAUUCGAUGCAGCUGAACAAGAGCAUGCACCGGUCGGAAACUAUGCCCGUGACGAGUUCGGUUACUUCCAGUUUUGCCAGUAUUGGGUCGUCGUUAAAGUUCAACUUCGGCCGUUACUCACCUGCACGUUUAUCCAUGAAAAAAGAUUUCAAAUCCCUAUCGACGAACGUGAUAGAGAGCAUUUCUAGCGUCAGUCCAAGUCUGACGGGUAAGAAAUCGAACGAGAUUCUCCAGGGAGGUCUGAGCAGUAUCAAAAACGCAGCCACUUCCGUUGCGAAGAAGCUGGAUGAAAUAAAGGAGGCUAUUUCGGCCAACACAACUCCCGUUAAGACAGGAUCCGGAACGAUCAACGGCGUCGGGGGACUGGAUCGUGACGUUCACGGUUCGGAGAGUGAUUUGCUAAACGAAGACGGCAUCAACGGAAACCGAUCGCGAAGAGUUUCUAGUGAGUUCGAUCUGUGGGGUCGGUUCAGCGAGUCCAGGAAGUCCAGUUACAAUAACCUAGUGCCUCUUGGGGAGAACACCACGUCCAACAACAGUUUGAACACAUAUCCCACGCUGCCGGACAACGUGUACACGGCGGUAGCUGAGAUUUCGGAACCGAACGAGUCCGAUUUCGUCCUACAGAUCACAUCCUGCUCGCAGUGUCACAACUGUUCGGUGCUACUGUACGACGAGGAUGUGAUGGCCGGCUGGUCGGCCGAGGAUUCGAAUUUGAACACAACGUGUCACGCCUGCACCAAAGUAACGGUCCCGUUCCUGAACGUGUUCAUCAUAUCGGAGGAACAGCGGUCGUCCAACAACCAAACGACGUUGUCCAAACAGCAGCAACAGCAAGCGGACGUAAUUACCGUGCCAUACCUGAAUCCGUUGGUACUUCGGAAGGAGCUGGAAAACAUUCUGGCCCAGGAGGGAGACCUAGCGCUGGCCAAGGCUAGCUUCGUCGAUGAACAUCCCAUCAUCUACUGGAACUUGGUGUGGUUCAUGGAGCGAAUCGACGUCAGUACGCAUUUACCGAACCUCUGUCUGCCGAAGAAGGAAGGAGAGAAUGUGGAUCCGUUGAGCAAUCUGAAAACCGUUUCGGUCCAUUGUCUGUGGGACAAUCCGCGGUUACACUCGGAAGCCGGGCCCGCUAUGUACAUGCUGUGGCGGCAAAACCAGCCGGCCAGUCCGCUCCUGAAGGCUCUCCUCACCGAUCAGACCUCCAUCAAUCGAGCAGUCAUGCAACAGGUCAUAGCUUCGAUCCGCUGCAACGAUCUGCUCACCCCCGUCAAGCGGUUGGCCAACGAACGGCACAAGCUCAAGCACCGCGGCGUUGAUCGCACGCACUCGAUCUACCGGGACAUUCUGUUCCUGGCGUUCAUUGCCAUCGGCCGGUCGAACAUCGAUCUGAUCUCGUUCCACCGGGAGUACGCGGCCGUGUUCGACAAGCUCACCGAAAAGGAGUGCAACACCUACUACCGGAGUCAGGAUCUACCGCCCUCGUCGGCGGCCAUUUUCUGCCGGGCGUACUUCAAACCGCUGAUGCUGCCCUGACCGCAGCUGAACCGACUGCGGCCCGAUCUCGCCGCCGCAAUGGGGCCACCAUCUGGAGGUAGUUAGCCCGGUCGAACGGUCAGAAAUCGGGUCGCCUACCUUCGACGAGUAAGGUAAGUGAUGACGCACCACGUGAUAGGGAUCGUUUCACCGUCUGUGUAAAUUAUUAUUCAAACAGUUAGUGAAAAACAAUAAAUUAUGUGUAGGUAAAUGCAGGCAACAUACUAUACAUUCUCAUCCAUUUUUCCUAGUAGGAGAGGUUUUCGCUGAAACCAAGCUACCAUAAACCAUUCCGUUCUUGACAUGCUUUGCGCAGUCAAAUGUUGAUGUUCAUUUGGCUCUAUAUUCUUGAAAUUUCAAUCGGUUUUAAUGAUACCUAAUCAUAAGACACCGGAUGGCCAAGUUGGAAAACAAUUGAUUGAGGAAUUCUUGCAUUAGAAUAAGAAAAAAAAUUUCAUAUAAUUAUUGGUGUCAGGAUUCAAGAAUCCCUUAAUAUGUUUUUUGUAGGACUUCUUUAGGGGUUCUAGCAAGGAUUUCUACAGAAAUGAUAAUGCCGGAAUAUCUCAGAGAAAUCCCUGAAGCAAUUACGUGAAGCAAUUCAAGCCAAGUCUAGAAGGAAAAUCUUGAGUUUUGUUGUUCUAAUCUCUGAAUAAUAUUCCUGAGAAAUUCUUGAAGAAAUCGCUGCUUUUUUCCUAAAAGUAAGUUUUUAUACAAUUGUAGCUGAAGAAAUCAGUUAUUCUCAUUUCUCAAGAGAAAGUUGUUACAGAAUCUCUUCUUACAUUCCUCAGCAAGUCUUUCAUGUAUUCCUUUAAGAAUGUCUUCAGGCAUUCAUCAAAGAUUUUUUGAUGAGCAUAUCUAGGGUCGCUUUCAGCUACAAAUGUUGCUUUGUUGUUUUCAGGCAUCACUACAAACAUUCCUCCAAACAUACCUCCAGACAUCCGGGCUCCUCAAAGAAUUCUUCCUCCUGCAUUUAUCGUAUUUGUCCAAGAAUCAUCCAGUCAGAAACUCAAGUAAAUUCCCAUAGAAAUUCAUGAAUCUUAGGUAGUAUUUUCCAUGAGUUCACCUGGAAACAUCUUCCAGACACUAGAAGCCUAGAAGUUGUCUUUAUUUUACUUAGGCUAACCAAGCCAAGUGGAAAUUAUAAUGUGGAUAAUGCUUUGACAGACAAUCAUCUACACUACAGAAACACGUGUUUGAUGGAAAAAUUGAGAUUUAAAUUGCCAAAAGAAAUCCACGUGCUCCGGUGAGAAUCGAACACACAACUCCCAAUUCGCCAAGACGGACGCUUCUGUUCCUCCAAGCUACGGAGCUAAUUGACAAUCUUCUUUUUCUUCGAAUGAGAUUAGAUGAACGUCACACACAUACAUCUCUAUUGUGUGGCUGUGUCACAACAGGAGAGAAUUUUUUUCAAUUGUCGUGAGCUUCGGAUAUUGUCUACCGAUGUUUUAUCGGUAAUAAAUUCUAGUAGUGACAAAUUUUCAUUAAAAUAGAUGAAGCAUUGAAGAAUGGGCCAAAUGAACAUCUAAACUUGUAUGCGCAAAAUUUAUUAGGAAUGGAAAGGUUAGUGAAACAUAACCUUUGGACUAUAUGCUACGGCUAGUCUAAAAAUAGUUCAUCGAUUUUGGUUGAUGGACUCAUGGCUUGAAAAAGUUUCAGCGAAAACUACUCAAAGUAUUGCUACAUUUUUUUAGUAAAAUACUGCAUCUCAUCAAAAACACAUGGCACCUACUACACCUUUGAGGUUACGUACUACGCAACCUCAUUACUGCGCAAUCAAUCCAUCCUGCUUGUAUAGGACAAUGAAACUGAAAGCUGCAACAGCGAAAACAAAACUAUAAGUAAUAUAGAAGGCAAGCUUAAUUACUACCACUCUAAUCGCACCACAGUAACAGUAAUUACCCCCCAAUAUAUAGUAACAUAAAUAUCAAAUGAGAUUAGUCACUGGGCAGUUCCUGCCCAAAAUGGCGCAAACCCUUUCGGUGAUCGAGAAAACAACCAACCGCAAUCAAAUUAACAAUACUUAUGACGAGACACCCUUAAUUACUACGACUGCGCGCGCAUUGCCUAUCUUUCUUGAACUGAGAUAACUGAACAGUGUGAAAUUUCGACGGAAUUUUUGUGAUACACCGCUCCCCCAUAUAAGCGCGAUAUAGUUCGGUUUCGUUUCUUUCUAUUUCUAUUGGCGCAUUUGUAAGAUUUGCGAUCGAUUUCCGACCGAUUUAGAUUAUAUCGUCGUCAUAUCUCUCCAUAGCUGACAAUGAGGAGCUUUUUUAAGUGUUAGUUAAAAACAAAACAAAUGUUAGCUAAGUAUAGUUAUUGAGAAGAAUUCUAUUGUCUAUGAGCUUUCUAUUUUGUUAGAUGUAUUUUUUACUGUAUUAGGCAACGUUGCUUUGCGAUCAACUCAGCUGAAUGUUACACAAACCAAGUGAAGUAGGGGAUCCUUCGGGUUAAUAGGAACUCUUUGGACGGUGUAACUAGGUCAUGUAAGAGGGUCAAUGGUUUACAGGACAUGGCUGAAGAUUAGGUGAAAAUAAUAGAACAAAUAUAUGUACGAAUCAACAAUA
This is a messenger RNA of Aedes albopictus (Asian tiger mosquito), 7538 nucleotides long. RefSeq names its product DENN domain-containing protein Crag (gene Crag). Bases 16 to 4974 code for a protein of 1652 amino acids. The transcript is spliced from 10 exons. The record is from RefSeq and is a predicted model, not a curated record. Gene Ontology annotation, biological process: regulation of Rab protein signal transduction. Gene Ontology annotation, molecular function: protein binding. NCBI's taxonomy places the organism in Eukaryota, Metazoa, Arthropoda, Insecta, Diptera, Culicidae. Gene Ontology annotation, cellular component: cytoplasmic vesicle.